This is a messenger RNA of Monosiga brevicollis MX1, 1092 nucleotides long. RefSeq lists its product as uncharacterized. NCBI's taxonomy places the organism in Eukaryota, Choanoflagellata, Craspedida, Salpingoecidae. Bases 229 to 858 code for a protein of 209 amino acids. The record is from RefSeq and is a predicted model, not a curated record. The transcript is spliced from 5 exons.
GCCUCAUCCCGCGCUGGCGCUGGCGCUGGCGGUCGACCGACCGCCCCUGCCUUGUUGUCUUGGGCUUGAGCCCGUCUUCGGGUUGCCGACCGGCAGAUUUUGGCGCUUGGCCUGUUGAUGGCCGAAUGAAAAUGAGACAGAGAGGGGCACGGGUGCUGUGACUAGACUCAUAGGGUUGUGUGCUUGAUCGUAGGGUGCCCUGUUCUGCUGGCCGUGUACUUGAGAACCAUGUUGGGCAAGCUAGUGAUUCUGGCCCUGGUGGCCUACCUUCCCUUUUUCUUCUUUGAAGGCCAGGGCCUCUUGGUGACGGAGGUGACCAGCGCCAACGCCAAUGAUGUAGCCAACUCUGACAAGGCCACGGUCUUGAUGAUGUACACCAACGUGUGCCGAUUUUGCAAGUCGGCCAUGCCCAGCUAUUAUCAUGCAGCCGCGCUGGCCGCGCUUCGCAGCAAAACAUACGAUAUGGCGCGCGUGGACAUGGCUGCCAAGCACAACAAGCCUCUUCGUGAGUUCCACAAGGCGUCGCCCAAUGGCCCUGGCGUGCCACGCUGGUACAUGCUGCACAAAGGCCAGGUGUCUGAGAUCAAGGUUCCAAGCCGCAACGCCGAGGACCUUCUAGUGGCUUUUGAUGAACACUAUGCCGCCAAGAGCGAGCUUGAGGUCGACUUCCCGGUGAUUGCCGAGAUGGGCGUCCCCUUUGAAUUCGAUGACUUUUGGACGCAAAAGAAGUUGCGCUUGAAGGACCUGUACAAGGCGACCAAGUCCAACCUGAAGGACAUUAGCCAACAGCGCCGUAACGUGGUGGGCGUUUCAGUGGUGGUUGGCUUCCUGGCCGGCUUUGUGUCCUACCUUCUCUAAGGGGUUUCUCUGUGGAGAGCGCUCUAUGCCUCGAAAUGCCACCAAAUACCCCCAAAACUCCUGUCUAGCCCAUGUCUUGCUCUGAUUGACAUUUCGCUGAUACGCGUUUCCAAAUUUUCUGCGCGGUCGGUCUGGUGUCCUCACAGCCACUUUUCGAUGUGCUUUUUGCAAAGAAUGUGCGACCACAAACGAGGGUAAGCAGUGUCGACGGGAUCAAUUAAUACCCAGAGGUAU